GCGGCAUUCCACGCGGCAUUAUUUUCAAACGUUUCGUCAUUUUCUCCCCCACCUGUUGCUAUUCUUUUCCCCGUUUCUGCAAAAUUUCCACAAAUCGCUUUGUGGCCAUCCCGCGUGGUGCCCUGUCACCAGAAACAUGUGACGAACCACCACGGUAAGAACCCCCCGGAUGGUACUACUUGCAUAGCAGUAGCGCUACUAACGGAAAUAGGAAGAGUCCCCCCUUUUGGGAUUCCCCUCCAUCAGUAACUAUACCACCCGCGGCCGCUUCUCUUUCCUGAUUAACAAACAAAUGGGGAAGCGAACCCGGCGAGGGAAGAGGAGAAUCACCUCGCUGAACGAGCUGUACGAACUGGAGUAUGUAAAAAAAGAAAAAAAAAAAAAAUUGAAACAACUCAGCUCAUUUACAGUUAAGAAGAAUGACGAAUCGGGUGUAGAGGAAAACAAAGAGAGAGACAAAAACGGCAAACAAAUUAACCCCUUGAUACUUGAGGAGUAUAAAAAAUUGAAGGAAUUAGAAGAACCGACUUGCGAAAAAGGAAAAGAAACAAAUGGAGAGGAAAGGAAAAAUAAAUCAGCCCACGCAACCUUCUUGCAAAUCUUAAAAAAAAAGGAACAACAGGAGAGAAGAACAAAUGGAGACACGAUUAGUCACGUUAGGAAAAAACACCCAAAUGGGCGACCCGCUUUAGCAGAUCCGUCUGAAGGGACUACCUCCCAUGAAGAGGCAAACCGGGGAAACUCUCCUAACAAGGGGGAAGCCAAAGAAGGCACCACAACCCCUCAGAUUAAAGAAUCCAAAAUAAUGGCGCCAAAAAAUGUAGACGAUUUGUACAUGUCCUUUCUCAUAAGAAGUGUAAAAAGUCAGAGGAGCCAACAGAUCGGAAGGAGCUCCCCCAAAUGGGAGAGUUGCCAAGGUAUGAUGAACACAACUAAGGGGAAAAGCCCAACGGAUGGUUGCUCAAUCAACAGGAGCGAAGCACACAGUGAAGAAUUCAGUGAAGAACUCAGUGAAGAGGCUCCGGAAGGAACCCAACCACACCCCAAUUACUGCCCUACCUACAAAGCCAAAUGCAUUUUUAAAAAUUACAUGAACGAGUCAUACAAAUUGCAUGAAAACAAAAUGGACUACUUCUUCACUUUUUGCCAAAACGUGGACGAGAAAUUUUUGCAAAAAUUUUGCGCAAAAAAGGUGAGCAAAGUGGGGAAAGCUGCUACCGGCGAGCGAGGCAGGAAGGGCGAAACAAUCGAGGAGGCCUAUGUGACGUCCAACUUGUUUUUAGAGACGAACAUUUUUAGCGGCUCACGGGGUGAGCGCGGUGAGCGGCAUACCGGGGAGCGGACCGAGGAGCGAACUGAGGAGCAUACCAACGAUUGCAGCGACAACCGCAGUGACAACCACACCGCUACCCACGCCGACCCCGAGGGCGAACUCUUCUGCGACGUCCAAAUCAAGCCGCAUUUUUUCUCCAGCUACCGGGAGAGAAACCACGUGCCGUAUUACCUGCUGAACGUUCUGGAGACCACCCCAAAGUGCUUUCUGCACAAAGGGAACCCCUACAACGUGUACGAGCCUAUAAUCCAGCGCGCGGAGAAGUACCUCUCCGCCUUUGAGCACCCCCUGGCGUACUUCAACAGGGCGGUUUACAGAUACCUGGGGGAGUACUACAGCGAUGGCCCCAAUCCAGUCAAUCCAGUGGGGGCUCAGCAAAAUGGUGAAACUUAUGAUAGUGGAAGAGACAACCCUCUUGUCCAAGACCACCGCUUUACCCCCCAACUCCAGAUGAAGGACAAAGAGAAAACGCAAAACGUGGUGAACCUCAUGCAGCACGACGAACUGAAGAGCUACUUCCACUACGUCAAUUCGUACGUCGAUGUGUUGUACUCAAACCAACACCUCCUUAACAGCCAUUUUGUUAGACUCCUAAAUUGCGUCCACCUCCUGACCCACUUAAAGAAAAGGAGGAAGAGAAAAAAGUACAUAAAAAAAAAAAUAGAAAAAUUGGAAAAGGAACAACAGGUAGAAAAGGACAACGUGCAGGUGAAAGAAGAACUCUGUGAUGAAAGUUUCGCAAAACCAAAAAUUUUAAUCCUCUGUGGAUUCAGGCACAUUGCAAAAGAGUACACCGAUUUAAUCAUCCAUAUGUUGACUCCCUCUGAGGUGAAAAAUAAAAACAGAUUUGUUGACGAAUAUGAUGUAACUGCUGAAGAGAAAAAAGGCAUCAGAGAGGUCUUCCUAAAAAAGAGAAAACCCAUUGAUUAUAUAAACAUGUACAGAGGCAAUAACGAUGACUGUUUCAGGCUAGGAAUUAAACUGCUCGACGAUGAGAAGAAAAUACAACUGUAUAGCCCAUUCUAUGAGAGCGACAUUUUAAUAUGCUCCCCGCUUGGGUUGGACGUCAUCAUUAAGGAGAGCCAUGGAGAGGCCGAGGAGAAAGUCGGCCUAGAAAGUGAGGACUCUUCCGAUCGAGACGGAUGGGGGGACGAGGAAAAGGGUACAUCAGACAGAGGAAAAAAGAGCAACCGAACAAAAGAAAACAAUUCGAAAAAAAAAAAAAACGAAAAAAAAAAAAAAAAACUUUACGAAUAUGACUUCCUCUCUUCGAUCGAAAUUUUAAUCAUCGACCAGGCAGAUAUCAUUUUAAUGCAAAACAUUUUGACGCUGAAAAAUGUCCUAAACUUUGUGAACAAACCUUUGCUCAAAUGGGGAAGUGCCAACAUAAACCGAAUCCCCAAGUAUGUUAUAAACGGGUACGUGAAGAACUACAGACAAACGAUAAUUACCGCCAGCAUUUUGGACACAACGUUCAUUUCGCUAAUUCAGGCGGCGGCCAAUUACAGGGGCUUCGUGAAGCUGUUCAUGAAGGGGGGAGACGCCGAGGGGGAGAGGGAAAAUGGGCAGCUAGGUAACGAGAAAGAUGGGAAACGGGGAGGCAGUGGACAGCUGCUCAAUGCGGAUGACCCGAGUCGCCCCUGCAAAACGAUCUUGCUAAGCGUAAGAAACCACUUCCACACAAACCAGUAUUUCAGAAAAAUCGAGUGCCCGCACAUUCUCCAAAUAGAGGAAAGCAUCAUACAGUUUUUCGCCACAAACGUAAUUGACAUCCUCACAAAUAUUAAGCAGCUCCUCAUUUUUUUACCCACCUACAUUGAAUACCUUCGCAUACACGAAAUUUUAAAAAAAAAUGACAUCUCCUUUAAAGGGGUGAACGAAUAUACAAAUGAAAAAAAAAUUGGGAAAAUUCAAAAGCUGUUUAAACUUGGAAGAAUAAACAUCCUACUGGUAACGGGCCGUUUGGUUUUUUACGAGAGGUGUACCUUCAGGGGGGCCAACCACGUCAUUUUUUUUUCCCCCCCCAAAUUUCUUUUCAUGUACUAUGAAAUGAUUAAAAAUUUAGCCCCCUCCUCAAAUUCGUCCUCCAUUUGUUACUAUACAAAAUAUCAUACUUACGAGUUGGAGCGGAUCGUGGGGCAAAAACUGGCCAUGCAGUUGAUGCGGGAGAAGCCCGGAAAAAUUACUCUCUUUAAGUGA
Plasmodium vivax (malaria parasite P. vivax) is the source of this 3532-nucleotide messenger RNA. RefSeq lists its product as hypothetical. Bases 293 to 3532 code for a protein of 1079 amino acids. NCBI's taxonomy places the organism in Eukaryota, Apicomplexa, Aconoidasida, Haemosporida, Plasmodiidae. Gene Ontology annotation, biological process: maturation of SSU-rRNA from tricistronic rRNA transcript (SSU-rRNA, 5.8S rRNA, LSU-rRNA). Gene Ontology annotation, cellular component: nucleolus; small-subunit processome. The record is from RefSeq and is a predicted model, not a curated record. The transcript has a single exon. Gene Ontology annotation, molecular function: rRNA binding; U3 snoRNA binding.